This is a messenger RNA of Babesia ovata, 822 nucleotides long. Its product is annotated as Abhydrolase domain-containing protein. Lineage: Eukaryota; Apicomplexa; Aconoidasida; Piroplasmida; Babesiidae. The coding region runs from base 1 to 822 and encodes 273 amino acids. The transcript has 4 exons. The record is from RefSeq and is a predicted model, not a curated record.
AUGGGGAACUCACUUAAUUCCAUGGUUUUCCACCCCCCAAAACCAACGUACAGCCGAGAGGACCCACACCUGCACAUGCUGCCCACAAAAUGCGGGCAUUCUAUAGCGGCUUUUUACGUCAGACACAGGCGAUCCAGGUUUACCAUCCUAUAUAGCCACGGAAAUGCGGAGGACAUCGGGAAUGUGUUCCACGCAUUAAUGGACCGAGUCGCCAAUUGGGAUGCUGACCUCUUCAUAUAUGACUACUCGGGAUACGGCGUUAGCGAAGGAAAGCCGUCAGAGCGCAACCUGUACAUGGAUGUGGAGGCUGCAUACGACUACCUCACGCAGGUCCUUGGUGUGAAUCCACAUAGUAUUGUGGCGUAUGGGAGAAGCAUUGGUAGCGGACCUGCGGUCCACAUUGCGCUCCACCGGCCAGUGCUUGCUCUUAUCCUCCAAAGCCCAGUGGCUUCCGUCUAUCGAGUCAGGUUCCACCGGCUACCCUUCUCCAUACCAGGGGAUAUUUUCCGCAAUAUAGACAAGGUGCAAAACUUAAAGGUGCCAACACUCAUAUUACACGGCACAGAGGACGAAACCGUACCGCUGGCCGCAUCGCAGCAGAUGGCACUCAAAAUAUCGGAAGUGUAUUGCAGAUGGAUCAAAGGUGCAUCACACAACGACAUGGACGGAAAAUACGUCAUGUAUGUCGAACAAGCACUACACGAAUUCUUCGCUCGGAUCACGCAACAGCACCCGGAUGCCCUGAUUAAGAGAGGCGUGUGGAUCUCCCGUGAGAAACAUAGCACCAUAUAUCGCAAUGCUGCGCAAGCAAUUACCACGUGA